AUGUUGCGAACUGUCGUCUUCCUUACUCUCCAUCUUCUCGUGUCAUGUGUGGUUCGAUGGGAAUCACGCACAUUGAGAUGCAUAGUCGAUGACUGUCUACUGGCAGUACGUAACGAAUCGUUCACGAAAGCGGAGUGUACACUGAACGAGGAUGCACGCCAUUCAUGUGACAUCAAGUGUCAAGGAGCCGACCGCGAUUCAGUCAUCUCAAAGAGUCCUACGACCAAUAGGAAAUGCAUAAGAUUCUACACCUAUAACACGGAGCGAUCAUUACACGGAUGGCAAUUAUGGCGAGAAGGACAAUGUGCAAAGGAGAACAUCAUACUAGAAGUACAUUGCGGUUUUCCUGUGAAUGAUUAG
Cooperia oncophora is the source of this 360-nucleotide messenger RNA. NCBI's taxonomy places the organism in Eukaryota, Metazoa, Nematoda, Chromadorea, Rhabditida, Trichostrongylidae. The record is from the annotation of a GenBank genome assembly.